UGCGUCAGACCUGAAAGCUUAUCAGUGGUUGUCCUUUCAAUUCCCUCUUCUUUUAUCUCUUACUAUUUAUUAUUUCCGUUUAUCAUCGCACAAAGAAUCCCGGGCCAAUUUGCCUCCCUGCCUGGAUAAAAUCUCUCAGAUUUGUAUUCCCUCAGCAUUCCUCUUGCAUAUCAAUUUCCCCGAGAGGCGAACGAAAUUACGAGAGAUCCCAAGAACGAGGCAAUUAUCUUAGCGACACUGCAACCACCCAGAGCCACCCGUCGCAAUAUUACCACCGCCUGAGACAAUUGUUCCAACCAGUCGCCCUGUCAACCUUGCUGGCAAAUCCCUCAUUCUCCAUAUCCUUCAGGGGAAGAGAAACUCGGUGCUCCACCGCUGGGAACGGCGUCUUUUCUCUUUUUUUUUUGGCGCAAGGUACCAACACCAGAUAGGAAUCGGGGCUAGUAUAUUAGUUUUUUUUUUAUUUAUACAUAUCCUCACCGCUCUCCAUGACUCAAGGACAUUAUUAUCAUCCUCACCACCGCCGCACCCUCUCGGGUUCGAAUGUUCCUAAAGUGAGAACGGCUCGGCCAACGCUACAUCGGAAAGGCACAUCCUUUGUGAACCACUCCAUCGCCAAGCUAGGCUCAGGGAAUCCUCGUCGCUGCCAAUCGGAGGACGACCGUCAGCUCGACAUGGCGGCCAGCUUCUUGAAUUUCUGUGCCAUGUGCGAGAGGCAGAUUACAGUACCAGAUAACUCGCUUCUUUACUGUAGUGAAAGCUGUCGCCGCAAAGAUUCUCAUAAACCUCUCUCGGCCUCUUUCUCUUCCAGCAGCUCCAUGUCCUCUUCAUCUACUCCUCCUACCUCACCCCCCAUGUCUCCUCGAAUCAUAGUGGCUCCGAUGACGCCCACGAAAGUGCCCAUGUCGACCCCGGCUAUUCGGAUACCUGGCGAAUUCAAUGACUCCAAGACGGAUCAGGAUCCCUCCGAAUGGAAGCCCGUAAUACCGGCGAGCUCCAGCGGCACGUCGCCGCUGGCUUCCUCCGAUGCGUGGCAUUACUUGUCUCAAUUCCACGGCGGCGAGGCUGCGCUCAUGCGUCGUCCCAAAGCCGAUCGCCACAGCUCGACCAGCCUGUCUACGCUCAUGAGUGCCCCGGCACCCAUUCCGUCUCUCGCCCACACGCCGUCCACCGUCGCGUCGUCGGUCAGCAGCAAUGCAUCUGACUACAUGAGCUACGUUCCGGAUUCGGCUUUCCGCCCGCUGCCUCCUCGGCACAACCCCUCGUUCUCAAGCAGUGCUUGUGCUACUAAGGGUGUCGAGCUCGUCGUGCCCCAUGUGGAAAUCCAAGCGGACGACGCCCCGGUCGAUGACACCCGAGGAUCGAUCUUCCCGGCCAACAGCUCCCUUUGGGAUGACGCCCCGAACCAAAAGGUUCCCUUGGCAAACGCGGAAAUCGGGAUCGCCACUCAGCCGUCUUCAUGA
Aspergillus melleus is the source of this 1463-nucleotide messenger RNA. RefSeq lists its product as uncharacterized. The coding region runs from base 489 to 1463 and encodes 324 amino acids. Lineage: Eukaryota; Fungi; Ascomycota; Eurotiomycetes; Eurotiales; Aspergillaceae. The record is from RefSeq and is a predicted model, not a curated record. The transcript has 3 exons.